Messenger RNA from Cryptomeria japonica (Japanese cedar), 2705 nucleotides. Its product is annotated as long-chain-alcohol oxidase FAO4A. Lineage: Eukaryota; Viridiplantae; Streptophyta; Pinopsida; Cupressales; Cupressaceae. The record is from RefSeq and is a predicted model, not a curated record. The transcript is spliced from 4 exons. Gene Ontology annotation, molecular function: long-chain-alcohol oxidase activity; FAD binding. Bases 169 to 2451 code for a protein of 760 amino acids.
UUUCAACAAAUUGUAUUUGGGGAAAGGGUUCUAUGGGAUUUUGUCUUGUAAUAAAUGAGAUGCUUCAUUCAUGGCCUCAGAGCUUUGAUAUAAAAUGCUACUGUUUCUAUCAUUAGGAAUCACUUUAGUCCAGAGGAUCAGAAAAAGAAGUGUGAACAAAUUUGCCAGAUGAAAGAACAAAAGCUGGGAAACCUCAAUGGGAUUCUAAAUGCAGAAAGUGUAGUUGAGAGAAAAAAUGAUGGAAUUUUGGAGACAUCCACUGGUUUUAGUACAGCAGAAAUGUCAAGCCUUACAGCGCUCUGUAAUGCUUUUUUUCCCUCUCUGCCUUUAGAAGCUACUGGUCUUGUACUGGAUAGCUCAGAUUUCAGUAAGGAUGUCGAGGAAUUUUAUAGGGCUUCUUUGCCAAACGGGUGGAGCACCUUUGAGGUUGCUGAAACCAUGAAGAAUGUGCUCAAACCUGAGGACCUUAAGAUCCUGAGGACAAUUCUGUGGUUGCUGUCUACAUCUUUGGGAACCUUUUUGCUUGCAGGAAGGCAGUCUUUCGCUACAGAGUUUCCGUUUGUUCAAAGGUUUGGGAAUUUGCCUCUUGAGAAACGAGAGAAAGUGCUUCUUGACUGGUCUACUAGUUCGUUCUCCUUAUUCAGGACUGUUUUCAAAGCUUUCAAAAUCGGCAUAAUGUGGAAUCAUUUCACCAGAGUCGAUGAGAAGGGGCACAACCCCUUCUGGAAAGCCAUAAAUUACUGCGGACCCGAUCCAGUAGCCAUGACCGCACAACUUUCCCCCAAGCCCCUGGAAAGCUCAGUAAUAGACAUAUCUGCCUUAUACGGAGAUGAAUUACUCUCGGCUCUGAAAAGCCAUGGAUGCAAAUUAACAAAUCCUUCCGCCCUUGCUGCUCUUACAAAUGUGCAGUACUCACCGAAAGAUCAUGCAAUUGAAUGCGACGUAGUCAUAGUGGGCUCAGGCUCCGGCGGCGGGGUUGCAGCCGCGGUACUGGCAAAAGCAGGCUUUAAAGUCCUUAUCUUGGAAAAAGGAACUUACAAGGCCCGCCAUGACUUGAACCUCUUGGAAGGCGUGUCCAUGAGAGAUUUGUACGAGGAGCGAGGGUUUAUGAGUACAGACGACAAGAACAUGGUCAUACUGGCUGGCUCUACUGUAGGCGGCGGCUCUGCAAUCAACUGGUCUGCCUCGUUUCGAACUCCCGACCAUGUGCUCCGCGACUGGACCCAAACCCUAGGGCUUGAAAUGUUCGGGAGCCCUAGAUACAGCGAGGCCAUGGAUCGAGUCUGCGAGAGGUUGGGCGUCCAGGAGGACUGUGAAGAGGAAAGCUUCCAGAAUGCUGUGCUGCGGAAAGGCUGUGAAGCAUUAGGGUACCAUGUGGGGAACAUUCCAAGAAAUGCAGCGGCAGAUCAUUACUGCGGAUGGUGCAAUUUCGGGUGCAGGAGAGGAUCGAAGCAGGCCACUUCUGAGACGUGGCUCGUCGACGCCAUUAACGCCGGCGCCGUCAUACUCACCCGUUGCUCUGCGCACAGGGUUCUGCACACACCAAAUUCAGGCCGCAAGGGCAGAAAAGCGAUUGGAGUGGUAGCCAAAAUCGGAGGCACCGAGAGACAGGUGUUCAUCAGGGCUCGAGCCACGGUAAUCGCCUCCGGUGCAUUGCAGACGCCUCCGUUGCUCCACGCCAGCGGCCUGGAAAACCCUCACAUUGGCAAAAACCUGCACCUGCAUCCCGUCCAAAUUGUGUGGGGAUACUUCCCUCCAGGCGUUGCAGCAAAAGGGACAUGUUACGAAGGCGGAAUCAUGACGGCCUUCUCAAAAGAGACCGGUGGCUGGGACACCACGGGCUACGGAGCGAUCUUACAAACCCCAAUUCCGCACCCGGGGUUCUUCGCCAGUGCUAUACCGUGGCGUUCCGGGUCCCAUUUCAAGCAAACCAUGCUCAAAUUCUCUCGAACUUGCAGUUUCAUUGUUCUGCUUCGCGACAGGGGCAGCGGAACAGUUGCGGCCAAGGCGGACGGCAGCCUGGACAUUAAGUACAAGCUUCGAUCGGAUGAUGAGGAACGGGCCAGGGAAGGUGUGGAGAAGGGGCUUCGCGUACUGGCGGCUGCAGGGGCCGUUGAGGUCGGAACCCACCAUCAGGAUGUUGAAAGCUUUAAGCUUCGCCCUGAUUCCAGCUGUAUUCAUGAUAAGGAUUUUGAUGAGUAUGUGCGCAGAGUUGGGAAGAAAGGCGGCGCACCCUUGUAUUGCGCGCAUCAGAUGGGGAGUUGCAGAAUGGGAAUGAGUUCGGCAGAGAGCGCGGUGGAUGAAAAUGGUGAGAGUUGGGAGGUGGAGGGAGUUUAUGUUGCAGAUGGAAGUGUUCUUCCCACUGCAUUGGGGAUCAACCCCAUGAUCACCAUUCAGUCUUUCGCCUACUGCAUUGCUCACAAUGUCGUCAAUUAUCUCAACGAAACUUGAUCCUGGAUUUAACAUUCGAAUGGUAGUAUUCUUGAAGUAGAGGUUAGAAGUUCAAUUUCUAGAUUUAACAUUGGAAUGGUAGAGAAUUUGUAUUUUUGAAAGAGAGGUUAGAAGUUCAAUUUCUAUUCUAUAGAAUAUGUACAUCUUAUAUUUGUACGCCUUAUAUUUGAAGUAGAGUGAGGUGCUUGGAGUGUAUUUGAAGUAGAGUGGGGUGUUUGGAGUAGAGGAAAAUAAAUCACCUUUUGUUGUUUUCA